CAGCUCCCAGAGCUCUCUUCUUUUCCGAAUUUAACCCCAUUUGAGACCGCCGUAGCCGCAAGAACACUGCGAGCUCGAGGAACAGCCUAACCACGGAGAUCAAUCGUUGUUUGAAGAAUGCAGAAACUAAAAUUGCUGGUACCUUUGAGACGUUAUUUACAGAGAAAUGGUUUUGUUUCUCAACAGAGGAGAAGCUUUUCUGCUCUCCCCAGUUAUACGGAACCCGGCUAUCUCCAACGAGAAGAGGUAUUGGUGGAAGGAAGGGCUAAUUCGAGGGCCGCCAUUCUAAAUAGACCAUCUGCACUCAAUGCUCUCACUGCUUCUAUGGCCGCUCGUUUAAACAGGUUAUAUGAGUCUUGGGAGGAAAACUCAGAUAUAGGAUUUGUCAUGAUGAAGGGGGGUAGUAACAGAGCAUUUUGCUCUGGCACAGAUGUUGUUGCACUGUAUCAGCUGCUUAAUGAAGGGAAGACAGAGGAAUCCAAAGCAUUCUUUCAGAGUUUGUACAAGUUCGUCUAUGUUCUGGGGACAUAUCUCAAGCCACAUGUGGCUAUAAUGGAUGGUAUUGUAAUGGGAGGCGGGGCAGGUAUUUCACUUCCCGGGAUGUUUCGCGUUGUAACUGAUAGAACUGUCUUCUCGAGUCCAGAGGUUCAAAUAGGUUUUCAUCCUGAUGCAGGGGCAUCAUAUUAUCUUUCUCGUCUUCCUGGCUAUUUAGGAGAAUAUUUAGCUCUUACAGGGGAAAAGCUAAAUGGUGUUGAAAUGAUGGCCUGCGGUCUCGCCACACACUAUUCACCAAAGGAAAAGCUUCCUUGGAUUGAAGAACGUCUUGGUAAUUUGAUAACUGAUGACCGCUCGGUCAUUGAAACUUCUCUUGCUCAAUAUGGCAGCUUAGUCUACCCGGACAGCAGGAGUAUGCUUCAUGAGAUUGAGACAAUUGACUCGAUUUUCUGCCACGAUACCAUGGAGGAAAUUAUUGAAGCUUUGGAAACUAAUGCGGCAGAAUCUAAUAAUAAAUGGUAUAGUAUGGUGCUCAACAAAAUUAGAGAAGCUUCUCCAUUGAGCUUGAAAGUGACUUUACAGUCAAUACGGGAAGGUAGGUUCCAAACUCUCGACCAGUGUCUCGCUAGAGAAUACCGCACAUCCCUGAAAUUUAUAUCUAAACAGGUCUCGGAUGAUUUCUGUGAGGGUGUACGUGCAAGAUUAGUCGACAAGGAUUUCGCCCCAAAGUGGAGUCUGACAAAGUUGGAGGAAGUAACUGAUGACAUGGUUGCCUCCUUUUUCUCUCCUCUCGGUGAAGUCGAACCUGAACUAAACUUGCCCGUCUCAGUACGAGAGCCCGAUGUGUGACACAAAUUUAGAUUUUACAGAAGGAAUCCAAGUUUCUGAAGCUGACUUUGCUCUUAGCCAAGAUGCUCUACAUUUGUCUCCAUUUGCUAUUUACUACUGAUUGGGACAAGUCAUGGAUACUCAUGAUUGCUUCUAUGUGGUGAUCAGCAGAAACUGAAAAAUUAGUAGCUUGGGGUUCAAGUUUUUGUAGCUAAAAAUUGCUUUUCUGAGUCAUAAUAGUACCGUCGUCGCCUCAAAUAUUAUGUCAGAAACGCUGCUGAUGAAUUGCAGCUGCAGACGCAAUAUUCAAUUAAUAAACGGAUCACGCGACGAGUUAUGGAUUGUGAUGUUGGAACUAAUGCAGGUAGAGAUGGCAGAUGGGGUGGAUAGUUCAGGACAUAUGUUCUGGACAUGCCCCAUCGGCACGUGUGAACUCUUUUUUCUU
Molecule: messenger RNA, 1768 nt
Organism: Sesamum indicum (sesame)
Lineage: Eukaryota; Viridiplantae; Streptophyta; Magnoliopsida; Lamiales; Pedaliaceae
Product: small ribosomal subunit protein mS47
Biological process (GO): L-valine catabolic process
Molecular function (GO): 3-hydroxyisobutyryl-CoA hydrolase activity
Source: RefSeq, a predicted model, not a curated record